CGUAUAUGUAAUCGUAUUGGUAUUAUUUUUAAUGGUCAAUUAGCUUGUUUGGGUACAAUUCAACAUUUAAAAUCAAAAUUUGGUCAAGGUUAUACAAUUGAAAUUAAAGUUCAUUCAACAUCUAAUAAUGCAAGUGCAACAAAUAUUCAAAAUGUUCAAUCAUUUUUAUUAUCACAAACCCAAUUAAAUGUAGAAAUUAGAGAAAUAACAUAUUCAACAGGAUUAUUUCAAGUUAAACAAGGUACACCAGCUGAUUUAUUUGAACUACUUGAACAAAAUAAACAACAAUUAAAUAUUGAAACAUAUACAAUAUCACAAACAACACUUGAACAAAUAUUUUUAUCAUUUGGUAAACAAGCUAAUGAUGCUUAA
Messenger RNA from Rotaria sp. Silwood2, 372 nucleotides. The record is from the annotation of a GenBank genome assembly. NCBI's taxonomy places the organism in Eukaryota, Metazoa, Rotifera, Eurotatoria, Philodinida, Philodinidae.